CCACGCUCAGCCCUAUCUCCUCAGCUUUGGUUUCUGGUUUGUCUUCUCUGCACCAUCUCAUCCUCUAGUCGCACAGUGCCAUCAUGCGACUUGACGGGCUCCUCGUUCGCUGCUUAGCAUUCGCAGUGGUGGGGGUGUUGUGCGCCGACGAAACCACAGAAGAGACCAAGGAUUUCACCCCCAGCAUCAUCUCCACCGGGGAAGCCAGCGUGCCGACAGGACCCUAUAUCUCUUACCAGACCACCAGCACGCUCGACGAUGAUAUCAACGACAAUCAUCCCGAUGCAACCUCGACUACAACCGGCUCGCUGCUGCCCACGGGCACCCCCGGCAAUGCCAGCAUGUCCGUCGUGAGCACCAACUCCGAUUCCAUGACCGUCCUCGAGGGCGGCCACCACACCACCACCCUCGUCAAUGGCACUGCCACCAGCUCGUCAACUCCCACGCCCUCUUCGUCACCCGUGGUCAACACGCAGCCCUGCAAUGGCUAUGUUGAGUUCUGCGACCGCGCAUAUUCCAACAUCACCAAUAUCGUCGCCCACAACAGCCCCUUUGUCCGGCCUGGAAACAUUGCGUCGAACCAGGCGUUGGACUUGGAAGAUCAAUUGAGUGAUGGGAUUCGCACCAUUCAAUUCCAGACCCAUCUCAUCAACGGAACGCUAUACCUCUGCCACACGAAUUGCGACCUGCUCAACGUCGGUACACUCGAAGACUACCUGGCGCGCGUGAACCGCUGGAUGCGGAGAAACCCCUACGAGGUCAUCACGAUCUUCAUGGGCAACUUCGACCUUGUCAAUCCGGCCAACUUCACUGGCCCCAUCGAACGUUCCGGGCUCAUGGACCUGGUCUGGACGCCGCCCAAGGUCCCCAUGGGCCUGGACGACUGGCCUACCCUCGCCUCCAUGAUCCUUUCCAACAAGCGCGCCAUCUUCACCCUCGAUUACGGCACCAACCAGACCGCGUUCCCUUGGUUGAUGGAUCAGUUCUCCCAGGUCUGGGAGACCCCCUUCUCCCCCACCCACGAGGACUUCCCUUGUACCGUCCAGCGGCCUCCUGGUUUGCCGCCCAAGGAAAUUGCCAACCGCAUGUACAUGGCCAACCACAAUCUCAACUUGCGGGUCGACCUAGGCCUGACGGAUGCGGAGAUUCUGGUUCCCAACAUGGCCUAUUUGGUCGAUACAAACGGCGUCAGCGGAUAUGGUAGCCUGGGGUCGAUGGCGGAAAACUGUACCGGUAAAUGGGGUCGUCCGCCAAAUUUCCUGCUGGUCGACUACUACAACUACGGGAAACCCAACGGAUCGGUGUUCGAGGUCGCGGCCCAGAUGAACAACGUCACCUAUAAGGGGAACUGCUGCGGCAAGUCCUCCGACGCGACGACGUCGGUCCCUCAGGGGCUGGGGCUGGGCUCCCUCAUGCUGGUCGGGGGGUUCGCGCACCUUCUGACCCUGGUGUUUUAGGACUCUCGGCUGGUCUGGAGUUUGCAUCAUUUCGCUUCCAAUACAUCUAAUCAUCCCUUCUUAUUGUACAUGCCAAACGUCAUGGAUAUUCUCUGUUGAUAGCGCCCUGUGCUCUGUAUCUUAUUUACAUAUUAAUCAUUAUUUGCGACAUUUCAUUCGGAUAACUUGGCCGCAGACGGAACAAUGCUCUUCGCGAAGUUGUGAUUGCCAAGGGGCGUAUAUCAAACCCUUCAACAGGGGACUAGGAGACAGCAGCAUAAUAAAAACGAGA
Messenger RNA from Aspergillus candidus, 1728 nucleotides. RefSeq names its product PLC-like phosphodiesterase. Gene Ontology annotation, biological process: lipid metabolic process. Gene Ontology annotation, molecular function: phosphoric diester hydrolase activity. The record is from RefSeq and is a predicted model, not a curated record. The transcript has 3 exons. The coding region runs from base 84 to 1457 and encodes 457 amino acids. Lineage: Eukaryota; Fungi; Ascomycota; Eurotiomycetes; Eurotiales; Aspergillaceae.